CUCGGCUUUGUUUUUCAGCAACCCAUUCAUUCUUUCUAUUGCCCUUUGUUUUCGUUGUCCUGCACCAAUGCUGAGGACUGCAUCUCGCAGAUAGUAUUCUUGCUAUUUGUAAAUUCCUUCGUGCAGACGCGAGAUGACGGACAAGCUACCCCCUCCACUCCUUGCGCUCUUCCAGCCUCGUCCGCCUCUUCGUUAUCUCCCUCCCACUGAUCGUGCUCCCGAUGAUGUCAAGAAAAGUUCUAUUUCUGGCGUUGCACAAUUUCUAGAUGACUUCAAAAGAUACCCAGAAGAGGUUCCAUACCAACCUAGCGAGAGCUGGUUACAGCGCAAAUGGCGCGAGAAGAUAGAGAAGAAGGAACGAUUUCCACAACAAUUGGCGGAAACCCUACAGAAUUAUGAUCCCAAUAAUGAUCCGCAAGCUCGGGGUGAUCCAUUCAGGACCCUUUUUGUUGCUCGCCUCAGCUAUGAUGUGAAGGAAUCCGAUCUCGAACGCGAGUUUGGGAGAUUCGGGCCAGUUGAGAGGAUUCGCAUCGUCAAAGACACUACAGGAAAUUCAAAGAAGCCCCACAGGGGAUAUGCAUUCAUCGUUUAUGAGCGUGAAAAAGAUAUGAAAGCCGCCUAUAAAGAAACAGAUGGUAUACGAAUUAAGGAUAGGCGUGUUCUGGUUGAUGUGGAACGCGGUCGAACCGUCAAAGGCUGGAAGCCCCGUCGCUUUGGAGGAGGACUUGGUGGUCGUGGGUAUACCAAGGCACUACCGUCACGUCCCAUCGGACCUGGAUUUAAUGCGCCUUCUGGACCUGGCGGCUAUGGCGGUGGAUUUCGGGGUGGUUAUGGUGGUAGGGGAUUUCGAGGAGGCUACCGUAGUGACCGGUCAUAUGGUCCACCUCGAGGUGUUGGAUACCAAGGUGGGCGUAACGGAUAUGGCGGACAGCCGCCACCAAAUGCUCCAUCUGGCCCUGGAGGUGGUCGCAAUGCUGGUUUUGGUGGGUCCUACUCUGGUGGUGGGAAGUACGAACGCGAUGCUCGUGGCCCAACAGGCAGCAAUCGUGAACCAGUGAAACCAAGGGAAGGCCAUACAUUCCGUGACCGACGUGACUAUGACCGUGAUCGUGACCGUGACCGUGAAUACGACCGUCGCAGAGACCGUGAAAGGACUGCCGAGAGGGAGGAUCGAUACCGCGAGCGCGGUCGUGACCGUGACCGGGAACGUGACAGACAUGGCGAACGAGACGAUUAUGGACGGAAGAGGUACCAUGAUGACGAUGGAUACGAUGACCAUCGUGCCAAGCGAAGGUACUAAAAAGAUGUCACUUGGCGUGGGAUAGUCUUCGUCGUCUCCCCUUCUUGAGAUACUCAGCCAUCAUCUGCUAGUGGGUAUACUACGUACCUAAUUAGUCGACCUUUUUCUCUCUGUUUAUUGUUUUUGGUACGGGUAAGAUUUCGCCAGUUAAAUAGUCGACCUAAGAUCUUACGGUGCAUUGCGCUUUCUCCUACUUACAACAGUCCCCAUGAUUCGGCAGCUCUUUCAGCACCUAUUGAACUCCCCGGGAAAUGACGCACCCUGAGCUUUAGGCAUUCCGCCCUUGCCAAAUUUCCCGGGCAAAUACGGCACAGUCUUUCUAGCAGGUUGAGGUUAAGCAUGAAUCGGUUAUUUUCUCUCUGAUCCCCAGCAUAUCAUUCCAUGCUCUUUUUUUUUUUUCUCUUAUUUUUUU
Monascus purpureus is the source of this 1712-nucleotide messenger RNA. The record is from the annotation of a GenBank genome assembly. NCBI's taxonomy places the organism in Eukaryota, Fungi, Ascomycota, Eurotiomycetes, Eurotiales, Aspergillaceae.